CCACGCCGCUCCUGUCCCUCCGGGGCGGAGCAGGGACAGGGAGGCAGCGGGGCCGAGCGGGGCCGUCGCCUCAGAGCCGUCCGGCGACGGCAGCGGGAUGUCGCGGGGGCCGCCGGUCGCGGGGCACCCCAACGACCUGCCCGACCACGCUCCGCGGGUGCGCAGCGCCAUCGCCGAGCUGCGGCAGCGGGCGGAGGCAGAGCCCGGGCAGCGCUGGCCGCAGCCCCUCUCCGACUCCUUCCUGGUGAGGUUCCUGCGCGCCCGAGACUUCCACCUGGACCUGGCUUGGAGGUUAUUGAAGAAUUACCAGAAGUGGAGAAUUGAAUGCCCAGAAAUAAGUGGAGAUUUAAACCCGUCUUCUGUUCUUGGUCUUCUGCAAGCUGGUUAUCACGGACUCCUGAGAUCAAGGGACCCACAUGGAAGCAGAGUUCUAAUAUACAGAAUUGGACAAUGGGAUCCCAGUUUAUUUACGGCAUACGAUGUGUUUCGUGUAAGUCUUAUCACAUCUGAACUCAUUGUAAAGGAGAUUGAGACUCAGCGGAAUGGAGUCAAGGCAAUCUUCGAUCUGCAAGGGUGGCGAUUUGCUCAUGCAUUUCAAAUCAGCCCAGCAGUGGCCAAGAAAAUUGCUGCUGUGCUCACAGAUUCCUUUCCUCUAAAAGUUCGAGGUAUCCACUUCAUUAAUGAGCCUUUAUUCUUCCACCCGGUCUACGCUCUAAUUAAGCCUUUUCUCACUGAAAAAAUAAAACAACGGGUGUAUAUGCAUGGAAGUAACUACAUGCAGAGUCUGACCGAACAUUUCCCAGUCAGCAUUCUCCCACAGGAAUAUGGGGGGGAAGAAGUCUCCAUUGAAGAGCUCGCCAAGGAAUGGACUGAUUUCAUAAUGGCAUCUGCAGAUUAUCUUCAUAGCAUUUCUUUGGUUGCACAGGAAUAACCUUACUACAAUAUUAUAUCAAUUCUUGAACACUGGAAGUGGGAUUAAGUGUAAUAUGAAAUCUUUCAUGUAAACUUGAAAUCACUGUAAAUGAAACCAGUAUAUCUUUGCAGGGUGCUGAGUAUUAAUUGACUGCACUUUUGUACUGACUGGAGUCUAUCAGUAUGUACGUCUAAAGAGAUUUAUGGAUUCUGUAUGUUUCCAAUACUGUUUGUAAUUGAUUAACUGCUAAAAGCUGACUAGUGUGUUGGAUAUCAAAGACUGGUACUGCUUCUGUUAAGUCUUUGGAGACAACUCAUCUGUAAUAACGCAGUCCAGAACCUUAUGCUUAGCUCUUGUAUCUUGGUUUGUCAUGAUGAUAGGAUACAAAAAAGAACCAAAUGUGAACCAGGCAGACUAGUUAGCUGUGGAAAUAAGACUACAGGUCUCAUUUACAAAGAGUGAAAAGAGGCUGCUUCUUGGACUGAUUCUCAGGGAAAAUGGCUGCUUUGUUAGUUUGUGUCAAAUUGAAAAUUAGUCAGCAACAGUGAAACAUUUGUGCUAAUCUUGGUGCUGCUUGUGCAAUUCCCUUUUUGUGUUAACACAGUAAUUACCCAAUUUUAUAGAGAAAGAUAGGGAAAACACACCCCCAUGUAGCUAUUCUUCCAAGGACAGUAUGGAUCAAGAGAAGGAACUGGUGAGAGAGUCAACAACCUUGAAAACUCUGGUAUAUUUCUUCCCAGAACUACUGUCUAUAGACAAGCUAUAUGCAGCUCAGAUUAUGAUCACCUUUAAUUCCUACUGUGGACCACUGCAGAGGUCAAGAGCAAUUAGAUGUUUGCAGUAUCUAUUUGUUUUAGAGGGUGAAGUAGAUUAUCUUUUGUAGGUCUGAACUUUAGAAGUAUUUCUUCUGUGGGUUAAGGGCGCUUGCAGGUCACUUUGGACCUCAGUGUAUGAGAUGCUGGAUAUCUUCGCUUUAUUUUCAGAAAAGUAAUUGGCAGCUCACCAGUCUAUAUCUUCUGUUGGGCACUGGAAGAAACUAUUUUUAAUUUCUGUUGAGCCCUCUUCUGUAGGGGUAAUGAAAAAAAAAUCUGUCUUUACUUACUGAAAACGGAUUUUUUUUUAAGGGACAUGAUUCAAAUGUGAACAUUGUAUGCGUAGAAGCUAUCAUGUUACGUAGAAGCAUCAUGCUGCAAUCCCCAGUAUUCAAUAACAUAAAACAUUGUUUUACUUUUAGUUCAGGUUUUUGUUAAAAACUCUGUAAUGCACCAACUGCUAGAGUUUGUUUACCCAAUUUUUAGCUCUCCUGUAAUAACCCAAGGGGUCUUUGCAUUAGUAUUAUACAUUUAAACAUUCCAUAUGAAUUUUCAUAUAAAUGAAUCCAUAACAAUUACCUUGUUUCUCAGGUAGCUAGAAAUGCUAACUUUAGUUAUUGUGGAAUCUUUAGGACAUUGGGAUGUUAUAAUAAUAUAUGCUUCGGGGAGAGAAAUGAGAUUAUCCUAUUAAGUCAGAGAUGUCUUAUUUUAGAUUAUGAUUAAUACUGCAUUAUUGCAGAAGCCAUUGCAGGCUAACAAAGAAUAGCAAGAGGAACAACUUUGAAAGGCUGAUAGAUUACUUGCUGGUUGUAGUUUCUUCUGUUGUGUUAAGGCCAAUGCCAGAUAAAAAGUCCUUUCCAGACUCACAAGGACUUCUUAAAGUUGUUGUGGUGGGGGUUUGUUUGUUUGUUUGUUUUCUUUUGUUUUUCUUCCAGCUCCCUCAUUUUCUCAAGUGCAUUUUUUAUUCUUUCAGAACAUCUUUGAUACAGAGCUUAAAUUUGAAGAAACAUUUUUCAGAUAGAUUUUCAUACAUUCAUAUCUUUCUUAUAGCUUUCUUUUUCUCAGAUUGAACUAUUUUGUGAUAUAAAAGCUCCUUAAAUAGAGGAGUUCAGUGAAGUGCUAAUUCUUCUUUAUAAGAAAAUAAACUAAGUAGUCAGGCAUCUGGCAGUUCCUCAAGUGUGUAAAUCAGGUUCUAAAUCAUUUACGAACUGAAGAACUGAAAAGCUAUUGUCUUAAUUUUAUGCUCCUUUGAUUUUAAUCCUGGAAUGUAAACUACAUAAAAGAAUGAACUGUGUUUCAGUGAAAGGGAGAACUCAAACUCUUCCUAUGAACCCAAUCUCUAAUCAUUGCUGGUUUAUGUAGCAGACUUAAUUUGAUUGUAUAUGCAUAUUCACACAGGCUAAAUUUACUUGUUUUUUUAAUCUUCAUUUGGACUACACCAACUCUAUAAAUAUAAUGUCCUAAAUGUCUUCAAAAAGAUUCUGAAUCUAUUAUUAAAUGGUAACCUGUUGGCAUAAGACAGCAGGUAGAGCAGGAGUGCAGUUAUUUUGUCAUAGACUAUUAAUUAUUUUUUAAUCUUUACGUGUUAUAAAGAAGGUAGGGACUUUAUCUAAGGGACAAUUGCAGUUGCUGCUGAUAAUGAGAGAAAAUAAUUAGGACAUUUGCAUAAUGAAUGGAAGAGGUAUGGGCCUUGAGCUGCAGAGUCAGCAAAGUACAACAGUAAAAAUCUCCAAGUGCAUUAUUCAUCUCUAAGAAAAACAGGAGUGCCUCUAAAAAAAGCAAGCUGCUGUUAAAUGAUGCAAAUAUAAUUUACUACUGACUAUGCACAGUGCAAUGCAGAACGUUUUUCAUUUUUUUACGUAUUAAUAUCAUUAUAUUAAUAAACCUUUUCUAGUCGAA
Messenger RNA from Columba livia (rock pigeon), 3624 nucleotides. RefSeq names its product alpha tocopherol transfer protein (gene TTPA). The transcript is spliced from 5 exons. Gene Ontology annotation, molecular function: phosphatidylinositol bisphosphate binding; lipid transfer activity; vitamin E binding. Gene Ontology annotation, cellular component: late endosome; membrane. The record is from RefSeq and is a predicted model, not a curated record. Gene Ontology annotation, biological process: vitamin E metabolic process; vitamin transport. Lineage: Eukaryota; Metazoa; Chordata; Aves; Columbiformes; Columbidae. The coding region runs from base 98 to 931 and encodes 277 amino acids.